ACAGUAACGCGCGUUCGAGCCCGGUAAUUACCCCUUUUCAUUUUUUUUGUCUUCUUCAUCACUAACCCUAAUCUUUCCAACCGACUCGCUCUUUCUCACUUCUUACUGGGUAUACGAUUUGGAUUGCGUUCUUCCAUGCUUCCCAAGUCCGUCGGAUUUGAAUAAGGAUGCCGGCAACCAAUCGCUCUUUGCCUACUUCUUACUGGGGCAUUGUGUUGUUCUUCUUGGUUGCAAGUGGUUCGUUCGUGUACUAUCGAAAGAAGCAGACAGGAACAAUGCCAGGUGCAGACACAUUCUAAUGCGUCCAAGCGUAGUUUUAUACCAGCUUCCUUUCGCUCGUUCAGAUUUGGUGCAUGACUGAACAAAGUCUGUUCGAACUGAGACUUGAUUCUCAAUUGCAAACUAGUAAGAAGUUCCAAGGUAACGUGUUCCCCUGCUUGAUUAUAGCUCUCCAUAACUCUUCCUAUGAUAAAAUUUCUGAAUAAGGAUGAAUC
Linum tenue is the source of this 494-nucleotide messenger RNA. The record is from the annotation of a GenBank genome assembly. NCBI's taxonomy places the organism in Eukaryota, Viridiplantae, Streptophyta, Magnoliopsida, Malpighiales, Linaceae.